Molecule: messenger RNA, 884 nt
Organism: Notothenia coriiceps (black rockcod)
Lineage: Eukaryota; Metazoa; Chordata; Actinopteri; Perciformes; Nototheniidae
Gene: cunh9orf78
Product: chromosome unknown C9orf78 homolog
Exons: 4
Coding region: 45-581 (178 amino acids)
Biological process (GO): mRNA splicing, via spliceosome
Cellular component (GO): spliceosomal complex
Source: RefSeq, a predicted model, not a curated record
UUGAAAUAUUUUGAAACCCAAAUGUUUCUAUCUACCCUCACAGGAUGAAAUAUAUUGAGACAGAGCUGAAAAAGAAGAAGGGUUUGGUGGAAGCAGUGGAACAGAAAGUGAAGGUGAAGAAUGCAGAGGACCACCUGUAUGAGCUGCCAGACAGCAUCAACGUCAAUUCUGCAAAGAAGACGGAGGAGAUGUUGUCCAAUCAGAUGCUGAGCGGGAUCCCUGAAGUCGACCUCGGCAUUGAUGCGAAGAUUAAAAACAUUAUCCAGACAGAGGAUGCAAAAGCCAAACUCCUGCAAGAACAAAGGAACAAGAAAAAAGACAACGGAACCUCAUUUGUUCCCACCAACAUCGCUGUCAACUAUGUCCAACAUAACCGCUUCUAUCGUGAGGAUGUGAACGCACCACAGAGGCAUCAGAGACAAAGAGAGGAGCCCAAAGCGAGGGCGCUGCGUGUGGGAGACACAGAGAAACCAGGUCCAGAGGCUCCGUCUCCACCUAACUAUCGCAAGCGUCCAAACAACGAAAAGGCCACAGAUGAUUACCAUUAUGAGAAGUUCAAGAAGAUGAAUCGACGAUAUUGAGAAGCUCGAUGUCUUUUUUAUAACCCAACUUGAUGUUCAUCUUUUUGAAGAUAACAUUUGCAGACCAGUUUCUCAAACAGCUGUUUAUUGGAGUGCUCCCAAGCCAGUAGUACUUUGUAAAUAUUUGUCAAAUGUUGGGGUUAUUUGUCUACUCAACAUCAUUGAGGGGAUCAAGGAACAGCAUAUCAAUUGUUAAAUGAGGUAUUACGUAAGCUUUGCUUGUCAGUGCAUUGUUAAAUGUUGACUUUUAGUUGUAGAAUUGUGUUUUUGGCAUUCAAACGAUUAAUAAAACGUAAAACCAAA